AUGUCAUUCAAAUCCGAAGCCAUCGUGGCUAGAGGCCCAAUUUCUGAGGGCAAAUGGGCUAUUGAGCCAGUGACACUCCGAGAUCUGCGUGAUGAUGAAGUUCUCGUCGAGAUAGUUGCUUCUGGUAUCUGCCACACUGACCUUCACUGUGGCAACACUCCAGCAGAUGCCGGUGUUCCGGGAGUGUACUACCCAAGAGUCCUUGGGCAUGAGGGCUCAGGAUAUGUUGUCAAUGUUGGCAAGUCGGUUACUCACGUCAAGCCCGGCGACCCAGUUCUUUUAUCAUUCUCAUACUGCGGCUCGUGCCACGUCUGCAAGACUGGACCGCCUUCACACUGCACCAACUUCUUCGAGAUCAACUUCAUUGGUGAACCUGUCUUCUCCGACGGAAUUGGAGGACGUUUCUUCGGCCAGUCAAGUCUUGCGCAUCAUACCGUUGUCAGUGACAAGUCAGUUGUCAACGUCGCCGGUCUUGGGCUCAGUCGAAACGACCUCAGAAUCCUGGCACCACUGGGAUGUGGACUGCAAACCGGUAGCGGGACUGUUAUCAAUGUCGCCAAGGCUGGACCAGAGGACUGCGUCACUAUCGCCGGUAUGGGAGGUGUCGGACUGGCGGCUGUGAUUGCGGCAAAGAAUCAAGGUUGCAAAGCCAUCAUCGGGAUCGAUCGGCUCGAGUCUCGACUCGAGCUUGCGAAAUCUCUCGGCGCCACUCAUGUCAUCAACACUACCGGCCUCGAUAUGAAGCAGGUGACGGAAAAGAUCAAGGAGGCAGCGGAGGGACUUGGCUCAACAAUUAGCAUCGACACGAGUGCGUACCCGCCACUGUUGGCCGCGCAAAUUGAUGGCACCAGGUAUAUGGGCAAGAUCAUCCAGGUCGGCACUGGAAUGCCGGAGUCGAACAUCUCAAUCCACAUGCAGACUUUCAUGGUCAGCGGCAAACAGUACUUCGGAGCUGUGCAAGGGCACGUAAGGACUAGAGACUACGUUCCUCAGAUGGUUCAAUGGUGGAGAGACGGCAAAUUCCCAGUCGAGAAGCUAGUGAAGGUUUUUGAGCAUCCCAACUUUGAACAAGCCGUAGAGGCGAUGAAGAAGGGCGAUGUUGUAAAGCCGAUAAUUGCUUGGUCUUGA
This is a messenger RNA of Colletotrichum chrysophilum, 1128 nucleotides long. RefSeq lists its product as uncharacterized. The coding region runs from base 1 to 1128 and encodes 375 amino acids. The record is from RefSeq and is a predicted model, not a curated record. The transcript has 2 exons. Lineage: Eukaryota; Fungi; Ascomycota; Sordariomycetes; Glomerellales; Glomerellaceae. Gene Ontology annotation, molecular function: oxidoreductase activity; zinc ion binding.